Messenger RNA from Propithecus coquereli (Coquerel's sifaka), 1546 nucleotides. It is a transcript of the gene RIOX2, whose product is annotated as MYC induced nuclear antigen. The record is from RefSeq and is a predicted model, not a curated record. Bases 86 to 1483 code for a protein of 465 amino acids. Gene Ontology annotation, molecular function: histone H3K4 demethylase activity; histone H3K36 demethylase activity. NCBI's taxonomy places the organism in Eukaryota, Metazoa, Chordata, Mammalia, Primates, Indriidae. Gene Ontology annotation, cellular component: nucleolus. The transcript is spliced from 10 exons.
GCCCCCGCCCAAUCGGCUCGCGGCCGCGCGCAACAGGCCGUGCCUGGUUUGUGUUUCCUUACUACUUUGUCUUGAAGACAGAACUAUGCCAAAGAAAGCAAAGCCUGCAGGGAAUGGGAAGGAAGAAGGGCCUGUUCCCUGUAAGCAGGUGAAGGUGAAGGCAGCUGCGGGGCCUUCCAUUUUAAACUUUGACAGCCCCAGUGGUCUCUUUGAAAGUUUAAUCUCACCCAUCAAGACAGAGACUUUUUUCAAGGAAUUCUGGGAGCAGAAGCCUCUUCUCAUUCAGAGAGAUGACCCUGCCCUGGCCACGUACUACCAGUCCCUGUUCAGGCUAACAGAUCUGAAGAGCCUAUGCAGCCGGGGUAUGUACUACGGAAGAGAUGUCAAUGUCUGCCGGUGUGUCAAUGGGAAGAAGAAGGUUUUAAAUAAAGAUGGCAAAGCACACUUUCUUCAGCUGAGAAAGGAUUUUGAUCAGAAAAGGGCAACAAUUCAGUUUCACCAACCUCAGAGAUUUAAGGAUGAGCUUUGGAGGAUCCAGGAGAAGCUGGAAUGUUUCUUUGGCUCCUUGGUUGGCUCAAAUGUGUACAUAACCCCUGCAGGAUCUCAGGGCCUCCCGCCCCAUUAUGACGAUGUUGAGGUUUUCAUCCUGCAGCUGGAGGGAGAGAAACACUGGCGCCUCUACCAUCCCACAGUGCCCCUGGCACGGGAGUACAGCGUGGAGGCCGAGGACAAGAUCGGCAGGCCGGCACACGAGUUUAUGUUGAAGCCGGGUGAUUUGUUGUACUUUCCCAGAGGGACGAUUCAUCAAGCAGACACUCCUCCAGGGCUGGCCCACUCUACCCACGUGACCAUCAGCACCUACCAGAACAAUUCAUGGGGAGAUUUCCUUUUGGAUACCAUCUCGGGGCUUGUGUUUGAUACUGCAAAGGAAGACGUGGAGUUGCGGGCCGGCAUCCCCCGGCAGCUGCUCCUGCAGGUGGAAACCACAACUGUUGCAACAAGACAAUUAAGUGGCUUUCUGAGGACGCUUGCAGACCGGCUAGAGGGCACCAAAGAACUGCUUUCAUCAGACAUGAAGAAGGAUUUUGUUAUGCACAGACUCCCCCCUUAUUAUAUGGGAGACAGAACAGCGCUAUCAACACCAGGUGGAAAGUUACCAAGGUUAGACAGCAUAGUAAGACUGCAGUUGAAAGAUCACAUCGUUCUCACGGUAGGGCCAGAUCAGAAUCCAUCUGAUAAAGCUCAAGAAAAGAUGGUUUAUGUCUAUCAUUCCUUAAAGAAUAGGAGAGACAUACACAUGAUGGGAAAUGAAGAGGAAACAGAGCCUCACGGACUUCGCUUUCCUUUAUCACAUUUGGAUGCACUGAAGCAAAUUUGGAAUAGUUCAGCUAUUUCUGUCAAGGACCUGAAACUUCCUACAGAUGAGGAAAAGGAAAGCCUGGUAUUGUCCCUCUGGACAGAAUGUUUAAUCCACGUAGUCUAGUGCCUUUGCAGAAUCAAAUAUCUACUAUUAUUUUAUAUGCACAUAUUAAAGGAAAAGUGAAGA